Messenger RNA from Ziziphus jujuba (common jujube), 1013 nucleotides. Its product is annotated as proteasome subunit beta type-3-A. The transcript is spliced from 7 exons. NCBI's taxonomy places the organism in Eukaryota, Viridiplantae, Streptophyta, Magnoliopsida, Rosales, Rhamnaceae. The record is from RefSeq and is a predicted model, not a curated record. Gene Ontology annotation, biological process: proteasome-mediated ubiquitin-dependent protein catabolic process. Bases 153 to 767 code for a protein of 204 amino acids. Gene Ontology annotation, cellular component: proteasome core complex; proteasome core complex, beta-subunit complex.
UUAUAAAAAAGCCCAUUCCAUCACCAUUAAAGCUGAAAGAAAAAGAGAAAAGAAAGAGUAAAAAUUUGGGAGAGCUGGAUUGAGCUCCAAGCCAUCGUCUUUCACAGUUUAGUCUUUGUCUUCAAAAUCUCCAGUCGAAAAAACUUGUAACGAUGUCGAUCUUUGAGUAUAAUGGAAGUGCCCUAAUUGCUAUGGUGGGGAAGAACUGCUUCGCCAUUGCCAGCGAUCGGAGGCUUGGAGUUCAGCUCCAGACAGUGGCCACCGACUUUCAGAGGAUUUACAAAAUCCACGAUAAGCUUUUGAUCGGCCUUUCUGGUCUCGCCACUGAUGCUCAGACUUUGUAUCAAAGACUGGUGUUUAGGCACAAGCUGUAUCAGCUUCGAGAAGAGAGGGAUAUGAGGCCCGAGACUUUUGCAAGCCUUGUCUCAGCUAUUCUUUACGAGAAGAGGUUCGGGCCGUACUUCUGUCAGCCUGUAAUUGCUGGAUUGAGUGAUGAGGACAAGCCAUUCAUUUGUACAAUGGAUUCAAUUGGAGCAAAGGAAUUGGCGAAAGAUUUUGUGGUAGCUGGCACUGCAUCAGAGUCUCUUUACGGUGCUUGUGAGGCAAUGUUCAAGCCUGAUAUGGAACCAGAAGAAUUAUUUGAGACUGUUUCCCAAGCACUGCUAUCAUCAGUUGAUCGAGAUUGUUUGAGUGGAUGGGGAGGCCAUGUCUAUGUUGUAACACCCACUGAAGUGAAAGAGAGGAUCUUGAAAGGAAGAAUGGAUUGAUACUUUGCUGCCGUGACCCCAGUGCCCUUGAUUACGUGAUGGUGAAAUUUUAAUGUAUUGUACCGAUAAAUUCUUAAAGAUUGUUUAGCCAUAAUUUAUUUAUUUUUAUUUUUUUUUUUGGUUAAGGAAAAUUUAUUGGAAUUAAGACAUGCUUUUGAGUUUGCAAAUCAGUAUGCUGUUAUAUCCUUCUUCCUUGAAAGCAUACGUGUUCCUGAAUUGAUUGGCUGCAGUUUAGCGUUUGUUUCA